AUGGCUUCCUCAUCGCAUGUCGUUGUCAUAGGUCAGGCUGUCCGGCAGACAGUAUCAGAGCAUGCAGGACAGGACUAUCCAGUGACACCCAAAAGAGCAGGUAUUCUAGGCCUCACAGCCGCCAUCCAGAUCCAAGACUUGAUCCAAUCCCGAUCUUUACCAUACAAGAUCCUCCUUGUGGCCAAAGACUUCCCCGUCAUCACACCCGGCGAUCCAACGACAUCUCCAUCUCCCAACUAUGCAUCGAUGCACGCCGGCGCCCACGUGCGGCCCAUCCCAGCGUCAAGUCCACAACUGGCCCGCGAAGCUCGAUGGCUGAAACGCGCAUGUCAAGUAUUUGCCGCGCAGGCCACCCAUGAGCCCUGGAUGGGAGUCAUCCAAGUGCCCGGAGUCGAGUAUUUCGAGGAUCCCGUUCCCGAGCACUACCGCAACCUCGACGCCGAGAGCUUCCACCAGCAGUCCGGUCUGACGGGGUUUCGACGGCUAGAUGAUGCGACUAAACUGCCUAAGGGCGUCAACUUGGGGUACGAGUAUCAGACUUAUUGUAUUUAUUCGUCUGUUUAUUGCGCCGCACUGCUGCGCAAGUUCAUCCUCAAGGGCGGUCAGGUUUUGAGACAGGAAUUGAAAUGCGAGGAUGAAGCGUUCAGUCUUGCCGAUCGUGUUGAGCUUGUUGUUAAUGCGAGUGGGAUGGGGUUUGGGGAUAGGAAUUGCUUUCCGAUUCGAGGCCAAGUCGUCCUGACUAACCUCCAAGCCAACAAGACAAUCACACGCCAAAACGCCAAUGGAACAUGGAGCUUCGUCAUCCCACGCGCGUUCGGCGAAGGCACCAUCGUUGGCGGUACGAAAGAGCCACACGACUGGGAUGCACGGGCUCGUCCGGCCUCCACCGAGACUCUCGUCGCCUCGGCUUUAAAGGAUCUCGGUGCCCUGGACGAGAACGAUCAGAAGACAUCUUGUUCUCGUCCUGUUACCGUUGUCAAGGAGGUAGUCGGUCGUCGACCAGCCAGAGAAGGCGGGGUGAGGUUGGAAAUUGAGGAGCGUGCAUCACCACGACAGGAAACGGACCACGGAACUAAGAACAAGUUUGAGGAGAACUCUACAAUGACUAUCGUUCAUGCGUAUGGUGCUGGCGGGAGAGGAUAUGAGAUUAGUUGGGGUAUUGCGGACGAGGUGUGUGGGCUUGUUGAGCAGGUGAUGCACAGGAGACGAAGAGAACAUUUGAGGGAGAAGGAGAAUGUGUCAGUACGAGCACGAGCACGGUUGUAG
Messenger RNA from Exophiala dermatitidis NIH/UT8656, 1266 nucleotides. RefSeq names its product D-amino-acid oxidase. The record is from RefSeq and is a predicted model, not a curated record. The transcript has 3 exons. NCBI's taxonomy places the organism in Eukaryota, Fungi, Ascomycota, Eurotiomycetes, Chaetothyriales, Herpotrichiellaceae. The coding region runs from base 1 to 1266 and encodes 421 amino acids. Gene Ontology annotation, molecular function: D-amino-acid oxidase activity; FAD binding.